AUGUCUGAUGAGGAUAAACUUCACAACUUCAUUUCAGGCAUGCAAGGCUGGGCUCAGAAUGAACUACGAAGGCAGAAUUUUAAAGAUCUGCCCGGGGCUAUUGCUGCUGCCGAUUCACUAGUGGAUUUUCGGACGACUCGUCCUUCAACAGACGUCCCCUCCACUUCAAAAACUAAGAAAAAGAAUGAGAAGAAAGGGGACUGGAGAAAGGAUAGUCGUAAAGACAAUACAAAUGAUAAAGGAAAGGCACAAAUGAAGGAUGGGAAAGACAGGCCAAAGAAUAAAGAUGGAAAUUCGAAGAGCUGUUGGACUUGUGGUGGUCCUCAUUUGGCCAAAUCUUGUCCAAACCGAGAAAAAGUGAAUGCUUUGCUUGAUGGUAACUUGAAUCAAAGGGAAGAGGAUGAAGAAAUCAUGGCUGCAAUGGCCAACCCAUUGGGAUUGUCCUUCAAUCACAUUAUGGGGAUCAAUAAUGUUGGAGAAAUCUCUAGUACUUCGAAUCCUCAUGCUUCCUUAAUUCAUAUAGAAAUGAAAGUGAAAGAACAAUGUGUGAUGGCAAUGGUUGAUACAGGGGCCACACACACGUUUGUAGAUGUGAAGAUUGCUACAAAAUUUUGGCUGAAGUUGUCUAAAAGCCCUUCCUACGUCAAAACAGUCAAUGCUAAGGCACAAGCCAUUGUGGGCAUGGCUUAUGGUGUGUCUAUGUCAACUGAAAGUUGGGUGGGAAAACAUAACUUGAUGGUGAUGCCGCUUGGUGACUUUGAAAUCAUACUUGGGAUUGAUUUCCUAAGGAAAUUCCAGUUUGUUCCAUUUCCUCACUUAGAUAGAGUGAUGGUCAUGAAUGGAAGCAAUGUUGGUUUUCUCAAAGGUGUUCAUCCGUUUGGGGACAUUAAUAAAGUUGCAAAGAAGAAAGACAAGGAAAUGUUGUUGUCUGCUAUGUCAAUCGACAAAGGGCUGAAGAAAGGUGAAGACACUAUACAUGCUGCCUUGGUCGAAGUGAAACCUGAUGUGAAGAUGGAAGUGCCUGAUUGUGUUGCUGAAUUACUUAAACUGUAUGCUGAUGUUAUGCCGCCUGAAUUACCUAAGAAAUUACCACCAAGGAGGGAUAUUGAUCAUCAGAUUGAGUUGCUGCCUGGUACAGUUGCUCCUGCACAAGCUCCUUAUCGUAUGGCUCCUAAGGAAUUGGUUGAACUACGCAAACAAUUGAAUGAAUUGCUAGAUGCUGGAUUGAUUCAGCCGUCUAAGGCUCCAUAA
This is a messenger RNA of Solanum lycopersicum (tomato), 1251 nucleotides long. RefSeq lists its product as uncharacterized. Lineage: Eukaryota; Viridiplantae; Streptophyta; Magnoliopsida; Solanales; Solanaceae. Gene Ontology annotation, biological process: proteolysis. The record is from RefSeq and is a predicted model, not a curated record. Gene Ontology annotation, molecular function: aspartic-type endopeptidase activity.